Acipenser ruthenus (sterlet) is the source of this 8325-nucleotide messenger RNA. RefSeq names its product LIM and calponin homology domains 1a (gene limch1a). NCBI's taxonomy places the organism in Eukaryota, Metazoa, Chordata, Actinopteri, Acipenseriformes, Acipenseridae. The coding region runs from base 738 to 5804 and encodes 1688 amino acids. The record is from RefSeq and is a predicted model, not a curated record. Gene Ontology annotation, biological process: regulation of focal adhesion assembly; positive regulation of stress fiber assembly. The transcript is spliced from 34 exons. Gene Ontology annotation, cellular component: stress fiber. Gene Ontology annotation, molecular function: myosin II head/neck binding.
AAUGCUGUGAGCUGUUUUACUUGAUGUGAACCUGCUGAUGCAAAUAAAGAGCCUGCUGGCUAUUGAACCAUGCUCUGUUGUCAAGACUGCCUUCAAUUUCAUCCAGUGCUAUAUUGGUGAUCAGAAGUGGGAUUGAUCAAACACCGUGGAAAGUAAAGAAAGAGCUGGUGGAAGGUGUGACUGGAGCCGACACACCGCCACUGUCCGGGCAGAGAUCGGCAGCAAGAGAGGGAGUCUCCUGAGACGCUGCGAGAGUGGGUUGCUGAGAGGGAGAUGGGAAGCGGAGUCAAAGCGGGCUCUGCAGAGGAGAGACCAGCGGCGAGCAGCAAGACCCAAGCAGUCGGCAGAGAACAAGUGGGAAGUCGAGAGAACAGCCAGGCGGAAUAAAGAUCCGGGAUUCAAUGGCACCACUUACUGGAGAGUCAGGACUGUGAGCCCAGUGUUUAGCAUGCUACCGGCCGCUGCGGUGGGCAAACCGGGGGAAUCAUCAAAACCCCACGGCAACCCCACGGCAACCCCACAAAGGCCGGUCAGCCCAACCUCAGCUAACGACUCAUCAGCCUGCAAUAAGUAUCUCCCCUCUUCUGUUGUUUAGGUUAGGCUUGGGACCAGGACAGGGUUUUUAGUCUGAAUGGAGCAGGCCCCAUCUUAGCAGCUUUAUUGUGAAAAGGAUUCCACAUCUUGUGGGUGGUCUUUUUUUUUACCACAGGUGAGUCUGCAGUUUCACGUGUUUGCAAAUGGCCAGUCCUGGGCUAGAAUUAGAGGGAAACCAACACCAACACCAGCACCAGGACGCGUCUCCUGAACCUGCGUUCCUGGAGGCUCAGAAAUGGAUCGAGGCAGUCACAGGCAGGUGUUUUGGAGAGAAGAGCUUUCGCAGUGGUCUGGAAAAUGGAAUCCUGCUAUGCGAGUUGUUGAAUUCUAUAAAACCCGGGCUUGUGAAGAAGAUCAAUAGACUCCCAACCCCUUUAGCAGGACUGGACAAUAUCAUCUUGUUCCUGAGAGGCUGCGAAGGGCUUGGCUUGAAAGGCACACAACUUUUUGAUCCUGGUGAUCUUCAGGACACCUCCAACAGGGCUAACAUCAAGGGGUCUGACUGCUGUCGAAAACUGAAAAAUGUGUUGAUCACUAUAUACUGGCUAGGGAAAGCUGCCAAUAGCUGUGCUUCAUAUAGCGGGGCGACACUGAACCUGAAGGAGUUUGAGGGACUGCUGUCACAGAUGCGCAAGGAGGCUGAAGACCUAGAGAGCCCCAAACACAGCAUUCGUGACAGCGGCUACAUAGACUGCUGGGACUCUGAACGCAGCGACUCCCUCUCGCCACCCCGGCACGGCAGAGACGACUCCUUCGACAGCCUGGAUUCAUUCGGCUCACGCUCGCAUCAUACUCCCUCUCCCGAUGUGGUGAUCCUGGGCAGCAGCGAUGGUCGCGGUAGUGACUCUGAAUCGGACAUGCCACACAGGAGGAUGCCAGACAUGAGGAAAGAUGACAUGCUGGCCCGGAGGACAUCUUACAACGAGCCCAGAUCAGCAAUGCCUUUCAAUCAGUACCUGCCCAACAAGAGCAACCUCACGGCCUACGUCCCCACACCUCUGCGCAAGAAGGCGGCAGAACGCCAGGAGUACCGCAAGAGCUGGAGCACCGCCACUUCACCCAUCGGGGGCGAGCGGCCAUUCAGCCACCCUGAAACAAUAGAAGAAGAAUACUGUGAAACUUCUGUUUGCUAUGAAGACGAUGGCAUGGCACGUGCAGAGCAAGAGGCCGGCCACAGAGCAGCGAAGUCUCGGGUAGAUAAUGUUCAGUAUCAAGAAAUCGGAAGAGGCCAUUCCCAAACUGAUAGGCCGAAGGAAAGCCUACCGCACAAGUGGGAGGGAAAGGAUGAGGAGGAAGUGAAAAGGCUGCAAAGACUUGAGAAGGCUGCCGUCAGGGUCUUGCCAACAUCAGUGCGCUACAGCAGGCCAGACAGUGAAGAAAGCCAGCCCGCCCCUCCGGAUAUAAUCCUCCGUCGAGAUAACGACUUUCUAAAGUGCCAGCAGGAGGGGGAGUCCGACUCAGAGGACAAAGAGCAGGAGCAGAGACUGCCGGACAUUGAGAAGGAUGACCUGGCCUCCAGGAAAGCCAGAAUGAACCAGUUCAAACCCAAAGUUCCACAUAACACAUUUUUGCCAAUGCCGUGCUCACAGAGAGAUGAGGAAAAAUGGGAGAACAUCAAGAAAGCUACCCACCUCGUUACAAGAAGCCCACUGGAUAGACAACAAGGAGUGACCAGUGAGGAAACCUCAAAGAUCUAUUGCCAGGCUUACACAGACAAGGGCCUGCCUGCGAUAGGGGCAGAGACUGCCGCUCUGGACGAUAUAGCCAGCCGCAGGGCCAAAGCAAACAAAGCUCUGGGCAGCAAACAACGUUUUAUACAUUUUGGCCCGGUGCCAGAGAUAGAUCAGAAAUGCUGGGAGAAGCUCAGCAUUGCCAAGGCUGAUUCGGAGAGUGAACCGGCAGGAGAUGGGAGCAGCAAUGAAGCUGAAGUCAACAGAUGUCUUGUUCCGGCUGCUGCAGGGGCGACUCCGGCUGCCAGCUGUAGCAUUCAGCACAUUGAACAGGUUGCCAGUGAGUCUAAACAGUCAUUCACAGCCCAGUGUUGCCCCGGAAGCCCUUCAUUUGUACGAGCAGUCCGUAUUCAAACUAGAGAAGAGGGGACACAAUGGCCUGCCGGGACUCAAGCUGACAGUGAGGUCGGGGGACAGGAGGAGAAGCAGCCCGAUCCCAAGAAAGAUGACAUGUUGGCCCGCAGAACUGGGGCCUUCCAGAAAACAAGCAGCAGCCCCUCUUUUAACAAGUUCCUUCCUAUGCCUGCGUCCUUGCAGCCAAAGAAAGAGGGCACCAAAGGGACUCUAAAAGAGGAGAGGACAAGGCAGAGUAGCUCUGCCUUAUCGAGCCCGGUGGAUCAGUACAGACAGGCGACACCAGUUGUCUUGACAACAGUCACUGUUACUACCAAGGAGUGUCCUCAGACAACCAGAAAAUGUCUUCAGCUGAGCAAACGGGAGAUGGAGAAAGAGGAGCAGGAGGAAGAGGUGGCGAAAGAGAGCUUUCCAGAUUUGGAAAAAGAUGACAUGAUGACCCGUCGUGCUCUGGCCAUUCACAGACAGAGAGCAACUGCUGCCAGUCAGUUCCUCCCAGUCCCAGCCUCUCGGCAGGCUUGGCCGAGCGAGGCCAGCAGAGAUGGCAAACCAAGGAGGAGGCCAUCUUGGUUAGAUGACGAUCUCCCACCAAUAUACAGCCACACAGCUUCUGUGUCUGAUGAUGCAGAUUAUUUAUCCACACUCCUUCCAGUGAGGGCUGCAAGAAGUGUGAGCAUGAUCGAUAUGAGGUGUGAGGACGAGGCGAUCCUGCAGCCGCACAGCAAGGCUCGCCACGAGCAUCUGCAUGAUUUACACAACCGCCUACUAGAAGAAGAUGAUAAGUGGCAGGAUGACCUGGUCCGCUGGAAGAACAGAAGGAGAAGUGCAUCUCAAGACCUAAUAAAGAAAGAGGAGGAGAGGAAGAAGGUGGAGAGGCUAAUGAGUGGAGACCGUGACUUGUCAGAAAGGAGGAAAAGCAUCAAGACCUACAGAGAGAUUGUCGAGGAAAAGGAGCGCAGAGAGAGAGAGCUUCACGAGGCCUACAGAAACGCGAGCAGUCCUGAGGAGGCUGAGGCCAUCCUGCGCCGCUAUACUCAGCGCUUCACCGUCAGCGAGGCCGUCCUGGAGCGGCUGGAGAUGCCAAAGUUCCUGGAGAGGAGUGUGUCUGUGGACUCGGACACCCCUUCGUCCCCCACAAAGGAGGCCUCCAACCCCAUGAAGUACCUGCGGCAGAAGUCCCUGCCAGCCCCCAAGUUCACAGCUACUGUGGAGGCCACCAUCUCAGUGGAACCCCAGCCGCAAGUCAGCCCCCCACAGACCUCUCCUACUAGAACUGUUUCCACCAAGGCAGUGCCUAUGCUGAGCCCCAAGCCUUACUCGCAGCCCAAGAACACCCAGCCAGCACUUAAGUCAUUCAAGGUGGAUGGAAUGGUCAGAGUGAAUGGAGAAACCGGUGAAGCAUUCAACGGAGCAGAGGAUGAAAGGGAAAGUGCGUCUGUAAAGAUUUCCCUGACCAAAUCACAGGUGAUGGAAAGUGCAGACGGAGCGAAUACAUCACCAGUGGACACGGUAAUCCAUACAUCUCCAUUCAAGUCUCAAGAGAAUGCCAUGGUUAAUACAUCUCCAUUGGAGAGCAAGGUCGAUGCAUCUGCAGCAAAAUCGCCAGAGCAACCCGGGACGCAUAUAUCCCCAGUAAAUUCAGAGGAGGGUACUUUUGGAAAGGACCCUGCACCAGCAAAGCCAACAUCACUCCCAACUGAUCCGUGCAGAGAGAACCUUGUGUCUGAAAAGCAAGAUAAGAAGGAGACUGAGACGUCACAAAAAGAUGAAGAGCAUGUUGUUCAGGCCUUAGAAACUCAGAGCAGGUCUGUCGAGAGCAGUGUGGUGACUCAACAGAGUGAUGCCGACAGCAAGAACUUCCCAAGAGAAGGACAUCUAAAUAUGCCAGAGAGUAUGAACUGUCAGAGCACUGUUGUACUGAACACAGUACAGUACUCCUUGACAACAAAGCAACCAGAACAGGAAAUGGAAGACGGAUUUGACAGCGUUGCAUCAGAGAAGAGGCAAGUGACACUCCCUGAAAUCCAGACAUCAUAUCUGCCAGCUGAAGAAGAUUCUGGUCCAAGUGAGGAAAACUCAAAUACCCCAGCCCCUCCAUUCACUCUGCCUAAACGCAAUGACUACUGGUCUUGGGACCCAGAGGAGGAGCGCAAGCGUCAGGAAAGAUGGCAGCAAGAGCAGGAACGCUUGCUUCAGGAGAAGUACCAGCGGGAGCAGGAUAAGCUGAAGCAGGAGUGGGAGAGAGCCCAGAAAGAGGUGGAAGAGGAGGAGCGCCGAUACCAUGAAGAGGAACGUAAAAUUCUGGAGGAGACGGUGGCCCCUUUGACACCACGUUCGUCAACACUGUCCUCCCCCAGCCGCAGUGACCAGCCUCUUCUACCCCUGGACCCCGAGGGCGCUAUAGUGAGGUCGCUGGCAGACUGGGAACACAAGCAGGAGCUCCUGGAGAAACAGGCGCAGAGGUCUAAGGCAGAAGGUUGCGAGAAGGAUGAAAAGCAAAGGGAAACUACUGAUCAGCCGGCUAUCGCCAAUGAACAGGAGCCCACUGUGAAGGCAGAUGAACAAGUGAAAGUGACAGAAAGUUCACACAUUUGCCACACAGAAACGCUCGCCCAGAGCCAGCAAAACGAUCAAAAGCUUCUUUCAGACAACAGUCAGUCGGCAGUGUCCGAGCUUCAGUUCAUUCCGGAUGCAUCAUGGAACAACAAGCAGCUCUGUACGAAGCAGCCAGAGGAGGUCUGGAGAAAGACGGCCUCUCUGGAUCGAAACUGGAGUCAAACCUCAGUCACGGGAGGAAUGAAAAGGUCUGGGUCCUAUGAAAAUUUAGGAACAACCCCAUCCAAGUCAUCUCCAUGUUCACCUAAUCUUCAAACUCAGUCACCCAACAGGUCUAUCAGUGGAAAGAAAGUGUGUUCUAGCUGCUCACAGCCCCUUGGAAAAGGAGCUGCCAUGAUCAUUGAGACACUCGGCCUCUACUUUCACAUUCAGUGCUUCAAGUGUGGAAUCUGCAACGGACAACUGGGAGAUACAAGCACAGGGACAGAUGUCAGGAUUCGCAAUGGUAUUCUCAACUGUACUGAGUGUUACAUCAGAUCCCGAACUGCUGGUCAGCCCACAACAUUGUGACACCAGCUUGAAAUCAGUCGACAGUACGUGUGACUAAGAAGACUUCUCGUGUUGACAGCUGCUUACCAGACAAUCACCUGCAAUAACAUCCACCCAUGGACCUUUCCUUUACUAAUCACUUUUCAUAACCUGUGUUUGUAUUUUCUGACAGCUAAUACCAGACCUACAAGCUAGACUUAAAUCAUGACAACCAUAAUAUUUCACUUUAUUUGUAGAGAAAAUAUGUGGUUGAGAAAUUCACAAGCGUGGAUGAGUAUUCUCUACUAAAAUCAACAAAUUUAUCUAGUGUUAUAUGACUUGUAAGUAAUGGUUUAUUGGCUUGUAACAGUUUCAUGUUCUAUAUAAGAUAAUAUUGGAACUUGAAGAUGCAAUAAUUAUAUAUCCCUUGUCUAUUAUAUUUAAGAACUAAAACAUAAUCUUAAAUGUGUGGGUUUUAAUUAAGCAAACUAAAAGUAAUGAAAAUGUAUUGUUGAAUGUAUUAAACCAACUAGAAUAAGUAUUUCACAUUUUAUGAAAAUACUGGGAAAAGUGUGUAAUAUGUUAAUAGGUGGAUAUUUUUUUUCACCUUGAAAUUUGGGAGUUUUGGUGAAUAAAAGAAACACAAUAAUGCUAGUUGAUUUAAUUAUUGCAUCUUUUAGUUAAUCAAAUUCUUUGUUGCUUACUGCCAUUCAGAAAGCCAUUGUGACACACUCCAAUCGUGUGUGAUUUAGCAAACCCACAAUGUCUUGUUUAUGAGGAUUAAGUUUGAAUUGUUCAAAGCAUCUGCAGUGUUAGUUCUGCAACAUUUUGAUAUGAAGUGUGGCCAUCAUAAGUGUGAAUGUGAAAGGCAGCUGAAAUGUUUUCCUCUAAUGUAAAAAAUAUAUAAUAGAUUGAAAAAAAAUAAAAUAAAAAUAGAGCUGUCUUGGUUCGGGAAGUUAACAACUUGCCUUUUUAAAUGUAAAUGUGUAUUACUGCUGAAAUUCUUACUUUCAGCUAACUAAAUAUUAUCCUUCAUUUUCAAAAUAUAGUAUUUAAAAUGUGUUCAAUUGGAGCACUUAGCUUAGGCCUCAACGGUUAUAGCCAUCCAGAUAAUUUUGGAUGGCACCUGUUUUGAACUAGGUUAAGUAUUUAAUCUGCCUUGAAACAUAAUAUAGCACACAAAUAUACAUCCAUGGUUAUUUUAAGUGUCAAAGCUGGUAAAUAUGUUUUUUGUUCUUUUAUCUAAGCAAUAGGUUUCUAAGUUGGCAAUAAUUUAUUUAAACAGUAAAGAAAGGAUUUGCAUGCUAGCAGAGUGUUCAUUCAGAGAUAUAUAUUGCAAUGUUUACUGUUUGUGUGUGUUUCUGAACUAUUGUUGGUGUAUUUUUCUUGUACAUUUUUGUUAGAAUGUCAUCCUGGAGACGUCAUUGCAUUAAACCUGUGCCUUAGAAAAGCAAGCGGUUGCACACAGUGGAAUGUUGGGUCUCUGGAGUCAAUGGCCACAUUUUCUUUUUCUUCUGACUGUUGUUCUAUAUGUUACAAGGUUGUCAUAGACUGUGAUACAUUAUUGCACCCAACAUGUGACAUACGACUUUUGAAACACAAAUGUUUAUAACAAAAUGAAUUCUUACAUUUCUUGUACUGCUUAUCGCUUUAUGGAAAAUAUGGACAUUGUAUGUAAUAACACAUCCUGUAUUUGUUUCAUAGACCCAUUGUUAUGCUUAUGAUUGUUUUGUGAAUUCAUAUAAACCAUGCUCUCUCUCUCUCUCUCUCUCUCUCUCUCUCUCUCUCUCUCUCUCUCUCUCUCUCUCUCUCUCUCUCUCUCUCUCUCUCUCUCUCUCUCUCUCUCUCUCUCUCUCUCUCUCUCUCUCUCUCUCUCUAUAUAUAUAUAUAUAUAUAUAUAUAUAUAUAUGUGUGUGUAUAUAUAUAUAUAUAUAUAUAUAUAUAUAUGUUUAUAAUAUAUAUUUGUUUAUUAAACCUGAAGCACAGCUUUACUAGCAUUUAAUAAUCAGCCACAAUCCAUGCAGUAUAUUCACCAGCAUAGAACACAGUUGAGUACAGUGAAGCAUGUAGCUGCCAGUCUGUGUUUCACUGAGGUUGUUCUGUUAAGACUGUGUUCAGUCAAGAUAUAUACAUCUCUGUUUGGAUUAUGCCAAGUUUAGUAGAAGCAACAUUAAAAUAAUGGUUAUUUUAAGCAUUAUUUCUUUAUAUUUUCUGUAGCUUGCAGUAAGAUUGCAUUCAGUUUCUAGUAUCUAUCUAGCUACUCACUCUCAUGUUUGUUUUCCUCUUCAGAUAUGCAGUAUUGUAAGAUUUAGUAUGUGUAUUGUUAGAUUUAUUUAGAUAGACUAAAGGUAUGAAGUGAACGGACCAGACAAGGACCUGGUAUAUUAGGUAAUAUUGUACCGGGGGGAGGGGCUAAUGUUCAAAACAAUAAUGAUACUUGUGUUCAAGUUCUAUAUUUAUUGUGAUAUUCCUCUAAAACAAUAGAUGUAAAAAAAAUGUUUGAAUGCAAUGGCUUUUAUAGCAAAUGUAUGUUUAUAAAUAAAAUGUUUAAAAUUGGCAGCAA